AUGGCGGGCCUCUUCCAGAAGCUUCAGCUUAAGCCUGGCAUGAAACUCAGCGUGUCGGGUGCUCCUCCGGAGUUCAUGAAGCUGAAGCAGGAGCUUCUGAAAAAGGCAGGGGCGGCCAAGAAAGAUCUGCCGUCUGCCGCUCUGUAUUUUGUGAAGAGCUGCAAGGAAAUAGAUAAGCUGGCAAAGUCAGCGGUGCGGAAAGCGGGCCAGGAUGGAAUGCUUUGGAUCGCUUAUCCCAAGAAGACUUCGAAGAAAUAUGCGUCUGAUGUGGGCAGAGAUGGCAGUUUCAAAGCCUUCGGCAAGUUCAACUUCGAACAGGUCCGGCUCAUCGCCCUGGACGCAGAUUGGAGCGCCAUGCGACUCCGGGCCGUCGGGAAGAUCAAAAGCAUGACCCGCAACAAGGAUGAGCGGAGCCGGGACGAAGGUGAAUCUUCCGGGAGCGAGUCGGAGACGGAGGUUAUGGCUUACGUUGUAUCGCUGAUCAUCGCGGUGUGCAUCUCUGUCUUCAUGGAGGGAACGUGGGUCCCAAGCUUAGUUGAUGGGCUUCAGGGCUGGACCGUUUUUCUCACAGUCACGGUGGAGUCAGGCUUGCACAACGUGAUUUACAUGAUGAUGGACAACCUGUACGUCAUUGUCGCUGCUGUUGUGAGCUUCUUUGUUUUCAACAGACUCUACGGGAAGCUGGAGUGGCUGUCACUGUCCAUGUUGGUUUUCUCCGCCCCGGCUUUCUUCAUCAUGCGCCAGAGGUGCAACCUGAACUUCUGCAACAUCUUCACCUUUGACCAUCGGGAGCAAAGUUUUGCUGGGAUGUUAGCUGCCAUUGCUGCCAUCUCGCUGGGUGCCGUGGCGUCGGUUCUAGCCGAGCGGAUUUUCAAAAACCGACACAGAGGGCGCCUGGCCGGCGGUGACGAUGGCACCAUGCAUGGAAGGUAUUACAUCCAUAGGGUGCACCUGGACCUGGUGUGCUCUGUGCUGGGGGUGACCGUCUGGAUUGCGCAGUACUUCCUCAAUGAUGGUGAGUGGGGCUCGAGGACGGAUGUGAUGUUCGGUUCAUGGAGCCGAAUUCACGUCGUGCUGCUCUCUCUGACAGUCGGACAGAUGUGGUGGGCGGGGCUUGUCGUGAAGAAUUUCUCGACGGUCACCAAGUCACUCAUCCAGACAGUCGUUGGUAUUCUAAGCGCGUGCGCCGUUGACCCGAUCGUAGGGAUGACUGUGGGGUACAACUGGAGCAUUCGAUCCAUUCCAUCACUCUUGAUUGCCAUCUUCGUCGUCAUCUGUGCCGUCCUAUUCCAGACGGGGAGGUUGAAUGUGAAGUUCCUCUGGAAGAACGCUGGGCUGACUCCGAAGCGAGAGCACGGCGGCCUGGAAGCCUGCAAGCAGAUGUUCUGCAAGCGGAGCACCCCGGAGGACACCGCGGACACUUCCCCGGAAGCCUGUGCUUUCCUGAAGUAUUCUCUGCCGUUCUUUUACGUCAUCUCCAAUGCUUUGCAGACGGAGUUUCAGAACGAUGUGUCGGCCAACCGAUACUUCGUGCCGCAGUCGCUGCAAAUGGGCAUUCCCUUCUGCGGCAUGUGCCUGGCCUGCGUGCUCACGGUCAGCACUUACGGCUUCGCCGGGCUCCGUGAGGCCUUGAACCCCUGCAGCUUGCCGAAAUUCUUCGCCCUGGGCUUCCUCCAGUCGGUCUCGCUUUCUUUGUCGGGGCUGGCCAUGGCAAUAGGCAUCAACGCGUCGCUGAAGGAGGCCAUGGGAAAGAUCUACACUCCCUUGGCCAUGGUUUUGGGACGUUUCAUCUUGAAGCAAAGCUACGCUUGGAUUGAGUGGCUGUCGCACACGGCCUCCUUCGAUGCUGCUGUCAUCCUAGCUUUCAUGGAUGCCACCGUUGCAAACCACCGCGCUGGAAGAAAAUCACAUGUGGGUGCUAUCUUCUGCGUGGCGGCAUCGGCGUCAGUGUCCUGCAUCAACUCCGUGAUCAUGGAGCUGGCACUUCAGAAUACCACGACGCCUUUCAUCAUGAACAAGGUGCGGCUAGAUCUUGGCACCUUUUUCUGGAGCAUCACCUUCUUGCCCGUCAUGGGCUUCAUGGGAGUCCAUGGAGGACGCCCCGACCUUGCCUACUGGGUCUACCGGCCAUAUCCCUACUGGGCCUGUCAUGAGCUGGGUUCCUGCGAUGCCGACACAGGUGCCUUCGUCAGCUCCAACGCGACCGCCUUGGGUGAGCUGGAGUGUAUCUGUGGCCGUGGUGUCUUCUUGGGCUGGGACUCAUGGUUUGUCUAUGCCACGCUUGCGGCGGGCGUUGUGUAUAGCUGGUUGACAGGGAAGGUGGUCCAAAACUUCAACACCGUCAUCCGGUCUGUCUUCGACAUGUUUCCGAUCGUGCUUCUGUGGUUUUUCAUAGGCCCUCUGGCAUCCCGGGUGCCGUUAGAGGCCUUCCAGACCUACUACUCCGACGGGCCUAUCCCUUUUGUCAACCCAGACAGGGCCAAGGAUCUCAUGACCAUCGUUAAUCCCCUCUGCGGCCUCACCUACAUCGUGGCGGCUGGGCAAGUUCGGGAAGUCGCGGAGUUUCGCAAGGGCUUGAGGAAAGAAGAGGAGACUUGCCGAAGAUUCUUGCUACGGGUUCCUUAUUGUGUAGCACAAGAUGGUAAUCUCGGGGUCUGGAUGAUGACCACCAUUACCUCCCUAUGGUCCCUCUAUCCUAUACGAGGAUAA
Messenger RNA from Symbiodinium sp. CCMP2456, 2709 nucleotides. The record is from the annotation of a GenBank genome assembly. NCBI's taxonomy places the organism in Eukaryota, Dinophyceae, Suessiales, Symbiodiniaceae.